Molecule: messenger RNA, 2730 nt
Organism: Ornithodoros turicata
Lineage: Eukaryota; Metazoa; Arthropoda; Arachnida; Ixodida; Argasidae
Product: galactosylgalactosylxylosylprotein 3-beta-glucuronosyltransferase I-like
Exons: 6
Coding region: 187-1179 (330 amino acids)
Biological process (GO): carbohydrate metabolic process; chondroitin sulfate proteoglycan biosynthetic process
Cellular component (GO): Golgi membrane
Molecular function (GO): galactosylgalactosylxylosylprotein 3-beta-glucuronosyltransferase activity
Source: RefSeq, a predicted model, not a curated record
GCGUUUCAGAGCCGCAUCGGUGUCGCCAUCAGCGCGUCUCGCUAAGCCUAACUAAAACGCGAACUUUGGCAUUUGUUUUCAAACGAUGUUUCCGUCGAAUUAUACCUGACCCUGUUGAAACAUCAUUAAAGCCAUGCCAUGCUGGGAUCUUAAGAAAAUCACCCCUGCACGAAGCAUCGCGCAAAAAUGUCCUUGUUCAUGUGCAGAACAAGACAAAGAAAAUUCCUGGCUAAGAUCGGACUGUCUGCCUGUGGGAUCCUGACACUGAUAUGGGUCACCAAAUACUACUUGGCCGGACACUACCCACAGGAAUCGUGGGUAAACCGUCAAAGGUGGAACGGGUGUCUGCGUACUGUGGUCAACCGGGCACGGAAACAGGACCCAGGUUGUGCGGAAGACAUCUGGAGAAACUUGGGUGCGGAUGAUCUCCCAGUUAUUUAUGUGAUCACGCCCACCUAUGCCCGCCCCGUACAGAAAGCAGAACUCACGAGGCUCUCCUAUACUUUUGCUUUGGUGCCAAAUUUACACUGGAUCGUGGUUGAAGAUGCGUCCCAGAGCUCAACGUUGGUAAAAGGCGUGCUGGAACGAAGCGGGAUGCCGUACACUCUCCUCAACACUUUGACGCCACCCGACAUAAAGCCGAGACCCAACGAUCCGUCGUGGGUUCGGCCCCGCGGCGUUGCUCAGCGUAAUGCCGCGCUGCGCUGGCUCCGCAGUCACGCGGAAACGUUGGACCCACGAGCUGUCGUUUAUUUUGCAGACGACGAUAACACGUACGACGUUCGUCUCUUUGAAGAGAUGCGCUUCACGCGUCGCGUGUCUGUCUGGCCCGUCGGACUUGUCGGCGGUCUCUACGUGGAGCGUCCGGUGCUGGGGAGCAACGGCUCCGUAGUCGGCUGGAAUUCCGUCUGGAGACCGCAGCGACCGUACCCCAUCGACAUGGCCGGAUUCGCCGUGUCGCUACGGCUUCUUCUGCAUCAAAUCGAGGCAGAGUUCACGGUGCAAGUUUCACGCGGCUAUCAGGAGUCGCACCUCAUUGGCCAGUUGGUGUCUGGACUCAGUGAGCUCGAACCCAAAGCUCAAAAUGAGGUGCUCGUGUGGCAUACAAGGACAGAGAAGCCAAAGCUGAAGCAGGAGGCUAAGCUCAAGGUGCCUUCAAACUUUGGGAUUGAAGUUUAGAACGUGUUAUGAAACCCGUCUUGUGUAAGCCAAGACCUAUUGUGGGUGUGCCAUUACGGGUUAGGUCACAAGCACAGCUGUGUGAAGAUCCUCUGUGUAGCUUUCCUCGUGUGGUUUCAGGUUUUACUUUGUUUUUUAAUUGGUGGAAGGCAAAUACUUAAGUGUUAUUUCAGGAGCUGUAAAAAAAAAAGGGUCGAAUCGUGCAAUAUUGGGUGGAAGAGUAGAUUUUGGGCCUGACAAAAAGAAAGCUGUGCUGAAUGUGCACUGCCUAGCAUUUUCUGAUGCCUUUAUUGGUAUAGAUGAAUUCACACUUUGCGAGUUUGUUUUUGAAAUUUUUUUGGUCCUACUUAAGGUCUAUACUUAACGUACUUGUCAACUUUGUUACUGUUCCUGCUUUUGCAGCUUGAUUGAUGAGUUGCACUAGAGCUCUGCACGGGCCAGCUUUUCCAGGCCCGAAAAAUGGCCCGACCGGACCCAAAAAUUCAGCAAAUAGAGCUCGGCCUAGGAUUUCCAGCCGUGACUUACGCGUCUCUAGAGCUUAUCAAACAAAUUUCUACGUAGAUUUAUAAGAAGAGAAGACAAGGCCACAAACAUACAACAACUGGUGGUUUAACGCUGCAACAGCACGAGAUCAAAGUAAAUACAGAACGCACAUCGUCACACUACAAGUUUUUGCGGAGGUAGAGGACGUUGUCGACAAACUCCUGCUCCCGAUCCCUACCCCUGUCACUAAGCUUUGCGAACGUGAUUGUGAAAGAUACGAGGAUUCAAGAAGAAUGUGACGAGGCUUUGAGAAGGUUCGAGAGUGUCGACAUCAUAUGUGUAAUGCAGUGUCCUUUGCUUGUUUUUGCAAAUAUAUGCGCAGGAAUGAUGCAAGCGUGUGAUGGUAUAAACUAAUAUAGUCCUGCAUUGUGUGGAAUUAGCUGCGUGACCCAGCCGAGCCAGGCUCUCGGAAACAUGUUUGUCGGCCCAGGAUCGCCCCGGAGCACAGAGCCAAUAAGAAGCCCGCUACUUGCAGUUGCACUAUGUAAUUUGACUCAAAACUGACAUCCAUCAUUUGCACAGCAGAGGAUAUUUCACCUGAGAUGUGCCUCAACAUUUGGUUAAUUUGGGCAAAAUCUCUUCAUUGUCGCUGCAGCAUCCUGGGGCAUAAAGCACUCAGUGCCUUAUUAAUGCAGGGUUGCAAAAAUAUAACCAGGACAGCACAGAGAUUGUCUGGCUAUGUCGGCUAGUAACCAUUAGUUACGCUACAUGUAGGCUGUUGUACAUAUUGAGUGCCAGCAGGUGUCAAACUAGUCUUCCGUACAUCCGUACUCGUUGAACAUCAUCUCGCAUAUUUCAUAUAUGUGUAUUCACACGUUGUUGUACAGCAUCAUGUGUAGUAGACAGCUUUACAAAGAAUGAAUGAAUUAAAAUAGCAUUCCUAUUGUGGUUUACACCGUCAAAACGCCAAAAGGAAAUGUUUGUAUAUAUCCUCAUUUACUUUUACGGUUGAAUGACUGAAAUUAUUUCUGUUACCUUUUGAAAUAAAAUACUGUGAUACAGUUAUGG